AGAUGAAGUAUUGCAGUUGAAGUGGCCCAUUUAAGUCAAGUCAGUGCGAACAGGGGAGAGGCUUUACUGGGAUAUUGCAGUCUUAUCAGAAAUCAUGCCUUACGAGAUAAGGAUCUGUGCUUAUCUGAAUGAAAAGGAUUAGUGGAGCUACUUCAGAAAUUCUUCAGUGAAGGCUGCAUUUUAUGCUGUGGACAGUUGGCUGUGAGCAGGAGAACUGAAGAGUAGUAGGGUGCAGGAUGGAUUUGGAUGGCAGUCAUGAGGCGCGGAUUGAAUUUACCUCUGUUGCAAAGCAAAGUCCACCUAUUAUUAUUGGAGCAGAAGAUGAAGACUUUGAAAAUGACAUUGAUCCAAAUGUGGAUGAUCACUGCAGCUAUUUCAUGUGUUUAGAUAUGCUGAAAACUCACCCAGCACAUUUGAUGGCAUUUAUCCACCAUUCUAUACUGCAGUUUGACUGUGCUCCUGUGCUGGCUUAUCUUCAUGCUGAUCUUUUCAAGGAAUACAGUGCCAAAGAAUAUAAGAAACAAUUUGUAGAUUUCUACCACACAUUCCUGGAAAAAGGAGCGAUACUACGAGUUAAUUGUCCCCAACAUAUUUCCUAUGAAUUAGAUCGAAGUCGACCGGAUUUUAUCCCUGAAGAAACGCAAAAGAAGUUUUUAAAGGAUAUUCAGAGCAUUCAGUGUCCUGAGAUCAGUAAGCAGUUGGAAGAUUUCAGGUCAAAGCGUAUGAUGGGGAUGACUCCAGGAGAGGCUGAACUGAAAGAGUUGGAAUCUUACCGUACACGUGACAAAGUUCUGCUAGAGUCCAAGGCCAAGCAGCUAGCAGAGACAUUGUUAGCAAAGAUGGAAGAGUUACACCAGACCAAUGUUGCAGACGAGGAAAGAAGCACUGCUGUUUUCAAUGCAGUUGUUACCUAUAUGAAACAUCUGGGUGUGAAGGCAAAGGUACCUGACAAGAAAUCCAAGGGAGGUUUUUUCAGAAAAAAGAUUCCAGGAAUACCUAAAACUCGAGAGGAACCUGUGAGAUCUAAAAAUCGAAUUUUCUUUAAUCCCUGGAAUGCAGCUAAUCAGACCAGUUAUAAAGAGGGAGCUAGAGGUGACAGCGAAGGUGACAGAAGUGUAGAUCGGAAGACAAGUCAGGUUUCAAAAAUUGUAGAUCGCAGUGAUGGAAGUGGUGUUAGAGUGAGAGCAUCGGUUUCAGGGGCAGAAGGAAAGGAGCCCUCAGCAACACCUGUUACUACUAUCAGUUUUCCAGCUGGCGACCAUAGUGAACUGGAUACAGCCCCACUAGGUGUUCGCCAAGGACCUGAAGGUCAGUGUGCUACAGACGUCUCAGAGCCUCCAUCAAAAAUUUCAGGUGAUCAACCAGCCCAAGAGCAUCUGCCUGAUGAGCCAGGAGACAGCGACAGAAGGAAAAAAAGACUGACUUCUAAGUUGGGGCGUUCUGAGAGUCUGCGUGUGUAUGAGCGGAAACGUUCACAGAGGGGUUCAUCGAAGGGGAAACAGCCUCGUUCCAGAAGUGAUGUUGAUCUCGAUGCAGCCGUCAAAGCAUCUAACUUACAACAGCAGCAGCAGGUGCAGCAAGGCUCACUGACCCUUGAUCCUGGAGGGAGUGAUGGGGGAGAACCCCCGCAGCCCUUUCUGCCUUCCCAGUCUGGGGAGCUUGAGCCGCCUGUUUCGGAGGAUAACGACCCGCCAAACUGGCGUGACCUCGUUGGACCCGAGACCCUCUCCAGACUGACGAAAAGUGAAAUCAAGCGGCAAGAAGUGAUAAAUGAAUUGUUCAUGACUGAGCAUGCUCAUGUUCGGAUGCUAAAGGUCCUCAAUGAUGUAUUCUACCAGCCAAUGUUGGACAGAGCCCUUUUCACCAGCGAAGAACUCAAAGGCAUCUUCCCAGGCCUGGAUGACCUUAUAGAUUUGCAUGUUACUUUCUGUGAUAACUUAAAAAAGCUCCGCCAUGAAGAUGACUGUGUUGUGAAAGAGAUCGGAAAAGUGCUUCUAGAUAGGUUUGAUUCUAGUGAAGGGAUGUGGUUCCAGAAGAUCUCUUCCCGGUUUUGUAGCCAUCAGACAUAUGCACUGGAACAAAUCAAGCAGAAACAGAAGAAAGACCCACAUUUCAAUGCCUUCAUUCAGGAUGCAGAACGCAAACGACAGUGCAGACGUCUACAGCUGAAGGACAUUAUUCCAAUUGAAAUGCAGAGGCUGACUAAGUACCCACUACUGCUGCAUAACAUUGGCAAGUGUACUGAACAAGAAGAAGAAAAGCAACGGGUUUUGCAAGCAGCAGAUUGCUGUCGCAAAAUCCUAAACCACGUGAAUGAAAAAGUCCACCAAAUGGAAAAUCUCCUGUACCUAAGGGAUGUCCAACGUCGACUGGACACAUCAGGCCUCAAACAAGUCGACCCGCCGUUGGAAUACAGGACUAUUGACUUGACUCAUUAUGACCUGAUUCAUGCGGGCCCUUUGCUAUGGAGAGUGGGAAAGGAGAAGACUGUAGAUGUGACUGUUCUACUUCUUUCCAGCAUGCUGGUUUUGCUGCAAAAGCAGGAUGAUAAGCUGUUGUUGAAGUGCCAGUCUCGGAACAGCAAUGCGCUUGAUAAAGAAAUGAAGGAAAUGAGUCCCAUCAUAAAACUUAAUAGCACUGUACUGCUUCGACCAGUAGCUACAGACAAGAAUGCCUUCUAUGUGAUUACCUCAGACUAUGGUGUGCACAUGUACGAACUGGUGGCACAGACAGAAGCAGAACAGAGCCAGUGGAAAGAGCACAUUUCUAAAGUAGCCAACUCCAUAAAAGUAGCAAACACCAGGACUUCUGUAACAACUCCAUUACCGACCAGCCCACUUUAUGGCAAAUUCUCCAACCCCUUGAGCAGUGGGAGCAGGAUGCAGUAUACAGCAGUUCCAAAUGAUAACAAGGAUGAUGAAACUUUGGACCACGAACUAGGUUCAGACGUGAAGAGUAGUGCAGUAGAUGCAGGGAGGAGACUGAUACAGUACUUGCUUGAUCACAACGUCAACCUUUUUGGACAUGACCAGCUCUCUCAAACACAAAUUGCCAGCAGCGCUUUGGAAGAGGUUUCAGUGUUGAAGCGGAUGCUGGUGCGCAAUAUUCGUCUUUCGUUGGAUGAUUGCUCAAAAUUCUUCAACUCUGGCUUUGAUGGACAUAGCCUGAAUGUUCCAGAAAUUGGUAUUCAGUUUACAGCAGAUGGCAUAGACAAAGAGCGGAACAGUGAAGGGACAGACAAGUCUGACACAGAACAGAAGGAGGAAGUAGAUGAUGAGUUAGGAGAAGGAAUUCAUAAAUUGGAAAGUAGAACUGAAGAUGGAGUGGAGAAAUUGGAUGAGGAAGAUAGCAACACUGAAGGAGGUUACUUGAAGCUUCCAAAUCAUCAGUCACAAGAUUUAAGCACAUCCCAGGAAAGCAUCACAGAAAGCCAUACAAGGAGUGAUGAUAUUGACAGUGAAUCAAUGAGUGCCCCAAUCAUUUUAUCUCAGGAACAGUCUCAGGAAGUGCAGAAGAAAAUUUGGCUUCUAGAAAACAAAAUCAAGGAGUUAAAGGUUGUGGAAGAUGAAUAUUUUCAUUUGCGAGAGGCUUUAGUCCGGUUCACAUCAUCUUAGCACAGCCUCACAUGAAAACAGGAUUGCUUGGAGCAGGUCUUUGCUGGAGAAGGACAGAAGCACACCCGCAGCUUUUAGUCACCUGGAGCUGAAUCCUGUUGGAUUUACUCAACAACCUCAGCAGCAGAGACUGAGAAAUUAGCUUUUUUUUUUUUUUCCCUCCUACAUCACUUGCCAAGCUGGAAUGAACUGUGGACUGUUGAAUGGAAAAGCAAUUGUGAACCAUUGCUGUGAGUGGGGUUAGGACCUGAAAUACUAACUUAACGGCACUUUAAAGUUGGAAACUAAAAUAUUAUUCUACAGUUAGUGACACAAAAUAUCAGUGAUGCAGCUGCUGAAAAGUCAGUGAAAAGAUGCACAUUGAUGGUUUUAGAUAUGAAAUGUUCUAAAUGAAAAACUUCCAUUCAGCAUUGAUAGUCACUGUGUGUAUGCCAAGGGAAUCUACCUAACAAGGUCCAUAUACAAACUAACAGAAGAUCAUGAAAGUUUUGCUUCCUUUUGCAAUUGUUGUUGUACCAGAUUUUGUCAUCACUACCAUAGUAUUUUUUUUUUUUUUUUUGCAGAAUAGUUGUUUACCAAGUGGAAGUUAGAGCACUUUCUUCACCACAACUGCUGUCAUCCUUAUGACAUGUUCAGAACCAAGUAGGGAGAAGUUUUGGGUCACUCGUACCUUUGCCCCGAGCUGUAUAAGAGGUGCACAUUGGGUGUUUCCGUUACAAGCUUUGGAUUGCUGCAUGGUUCAUAUUAUUUGCAGCAGACUGAUUUGUAUAGUAGAGAACCUUUCAUUUUAGCCUUGCUUUCAUUAAAUGAACAAGGAUUGCCAAUCUAUUGGAUUUUAAAGUGAUUAUAUUUGUUGGGCGAUAGAAUUUCAUGAACACUUCCAGUUUUUCAGCCUUUUUGUUAAAAAGUAACAUUUCCCAGUUUACAUUUUCUGUUGAGGUUCACAGUAGUAAAAUACUGUUGCUAUAAAAGUUUUAGUAGAAUUCACGAUAUGGCCAUUUGCAAAUUCAUUCAAUGAAAUGUGCUCCUGAAACAGAUUUCCAGAGCAUCAGGGAGAAAACAGGCAUAGUUCCAGUUGCCUGUUCUGUGGACCCAAACAGCAUUCCACAUACAGUUUCUGUCUCCUACAAUAUUGAUUCCUCCACAGAUAUUCUGGGGACUACCAUAGUGCCUUUUUGUGUAAGUUUUAUAUCAGAAAUGUUUUUAUAUAUAUAUAUAUAUGUGUAUGUGUAUGUAAGAAAUGAAAGCACACACAAAAUAAGUAGUUGUAUAGAGGAAUUAAAAGAACUAUUAUUAAGAAAUGUUGUAUAGUUACUAUAUUUGGCUUAUUUUUAUUUAACUUUAUGCUGAUACUGGCCCUUUGAAAUCACUGAGGGGGAUUACAAAAGCCAAUAAAAUAAAUCAGUGUAUUCAAAUUUA
Protopterus annectens (West African lungfish) is the source of this 5033-nucleotide messenger RNA. RefSeq names its product Rho guanine nucleotide exchange factor 1 (gene ARHGEF1). The transcript is spliced from 34 exons. Gene Ontology annotation, molecular function: G protein-coupled receptor binding; guanyl-nucleotide exchange factor activity. Gene Ontology annotation, cellular component: cytoplasm. Bases 237 to 3614 code for a protein of 1125 amino acids. NCBI's taxonomy places the organism in Eukaryota, Metazoa, Chordata, Ceratodontiformes, Protopteridae. The record is from RefSeq and is a predicted model, not a curated record. Gene Ontology annotation, biological process: intracellular signal transduction; G protein-coupled receptor signaling pathway.